Molecule: messenger RNA, 1408 nt
Organism: Ahaetulla prasina
Lineage: Eukaryota; Metazoa; Chordata; Lepidosauria; Squamata; Colubridae
Exons: 3
Coding region: 113-1408 (431 amino acids)
Source: RefSeq, a predicted model, not a curated record
AGGUGGAAAAACGCCGCCAGAAGGCGCUGGAAAGACAGGGAGGCCCAGUUCUACACCUAUCAACUUGGUAGCAUCACAAGGGGAUAGGCAGACCAUAGACCAGGUGACAGAAAUGCCUGAGUUAGUGCGGAAAUGGAUCGCAGAGGCGGUUCACCGGGAACUUGAGGCAGGCAAAAGUCGUAACAGGCAAUCUGUUCUUGGGGCGGAAGCCCAGUCACAGGAUAGGGAUCAGGUAGAAACAGAACCAGCAGACAGACACAUGGGGUCGCGUUCUGACAGCUCUGAUUCGCCUUCAGAGGCGGAGAGUUCCCCAUCCAUGGAGGAUGAACAAUGGGACCAGGAAUUGUCUGAGGAGGAAGGUUUUUUACCGGAGCAGCCCAUGUUUAAAGGGCUGUUCAGGCCUCAUCUUUUUAAGGCCUUGUUGAGUAAAGCUAAGGCGGUUACUAAACAGGGACUCAUAGGGGAACAAGGCGCCUGUCCAGAGCAGGACCCUGCAGACAUGCUUUUUUCUGAACCAACGGUGGAGACGGAGACAGUUCCUGCUCCUAAAUUAUUUCUAGAUAUGAUUAAGAAACAGUGGGAAGCCCCGGCCGCAUUACCGAACAUGUCCUCCCUUGAGAGACGGUUUUUUAACACGGCUUCUGACCUGAUGGAACUCCUGAGAGUGCCUGAGGUGGAUGACCCGGUUUUGGCCCUUGCUUCCUCUUCGGCCACCUUGGUUGAACCUGAGGAAGUUUUGAAGCCAGAGGAUCGGAAGUUGGAGCAGGCCCUCACGAAGACGCAUCAGGCGGCAGCCUGGGGUAUAAGGGCGGCCACAGCAGCAUCCUUCUAUGGCAGGGCUGUCCUCCUGUGGCUUAAACAAAUGCAGGAGAAAGUGCCGGUGACCGAUCUGAGAACUCAUCAGGAUUUCAACAAGAUAGUGGCAGUUGUGGAAUACACAGUGGAUGCCACUAUGUCCUCCGCGAAAUAUGUGGCAAAGUCGAUUGCAUCCUCGGUCACAGCACGGAGGUCUCGAGAUGUGACAAAAAGAGAGAUCAUGGACACUGCGGUUCAGCACUUGCUGAACAUCGGAGCGGUGGAGCCUGUUCCGGUUCACGAACAAUGGAGCGGUUAUUACUCAAUGUUGUUCGUCAUCCAGAAGGCCUCGAGGGGGCUGCGACCAAUUCUCAACCUGAAAGGAUUGAACAGGUAUGUGAAGUAUCGGAGGUUCAAGAUGCACUCCCUGCGGUCAAUCCUUACGAAUGUCCGGAAGGGGGACUUCUUGACCUCCAUAGACCUUACGGAGGCAUACCUUCAUGUUCCGAUAAAUCGGAAGCACAGGAGGUUCCUGAGGUUCUUUUACGACGGCAAGCAUUUGCAGUACCGAGCGCUUCCAUUCGGCCUUGCCUUGGCCCCCAGGGUUUUCUGA